GCUACCUUCUUGCAAACUGAAGAGACCCUGUAGAGGCACUACGUCCUCCACUAAUUAUAUAGAGGAGGUCACGCCUGCAGGGCGGCAUGCAAGAAGCGAUGCAUACUCACGUCUAUGGCCCUGGUCAAAUUGUGCUGGCACUGCAGAAGAACGGACAAGCAGUAUCCUCGAUCUUGGCAGCGACCUUGGGCUUGCUUCUUUUCAUCGCAGCAUACAAGAGAACGCUCGACCCUCUGUUCGGAAGCACACUGACAGAACGGUACUUGGACCUCGUCGUCCACACAAUUCAUCGUUUAAUCCUGGGUCUCGCGGUACUGGUUCAAAUCGCCCCUCACACUACAUACUGGGUCGGGAUUUAUGCCGCUAGGUAUGGUGACCCAGCAAUCGGUCCUCUCACCUGCCACAUACUGGUUCUGGCACCGGUGGUACACCUCUCAGUGUCUCUAAUUAUGUACUUUGGUCUCCGGUUUGUUGUCAUGUUUGGACUGGCGAGAAGCGUUCUGCAAUCGUAUUCAAUCGCUGAGCUGACAGUUCACAAGCUCUCCCUGGAGCCUCGAAAAGACUACAUCUUCUUGUUUCUAGGAAUUCUCGCAUACGCUGGGUGGAUGGGGUUCUGUUCAGCGGAAGACAUGCAUAGGUUCAUGCACAACGGCCAUCAAGUUCUCACCACCUUUCUUUUUUUUCCUGCCAUGCGAACGCCUACGUUAUCCGAAUUUGAGGAGUUUCCCUAUCACAGUGUUCAAUAUCCCCUGCGCAUACUUUCUUCUCAAGAAUCUAUAACCGGAAUGAUUGUUGUUGGGGAAUUGCUUGAUACGUUGAAGGACACUGUCCCGGAUGCAUUACACUCCCUACGUUAUCUCCGGGCAUCCCAUUCGUUAUUGGGAGGUGUUUGGACCGGCGAAGCGAUUGUCACUAUGGGAAAUGUUCCACCUCGUACGGACGAGUUGGGGACACACCUUGGAGACUCCAUAUAUAGCGCAUUCGUCCUUCAAGAGGCAGUACGACUCAUCAAUGGUACAUCUGAAUGCCCCGGCGGCCAUUGCGAGAAAGCGCUUGUAAUAGGUGUUGGAGCUGGUGUAAUAGAUCCAGCGGUUUAUUACGCCGCGAGGAGAUACUUUGGCUUGAAACAUCCAGGUGAUGACAACGUAUUUCUUGAGGACGCGCGUGGCUGGCUCCAACGACGUGUUGCUACCCUGUUAGCAUCCCCAAGUAAUCCUUCGAAAUUCGACAUGGUUGUCCAUGAUUGCUUCUCUGGAGGCGGAGUGCCAGGGCACCUUUACACUAUUGAAUUCUGGAAUGAGUUGAAAGAGAUCAUGACUUCCAGGGGUGUCAUUGCUGUUAAUUUUGCAGGGAAACUCGGGUCAAUGUCGUCGAGGGCUGUAGCGACUACUUUGUUCAAGGCAUUUGGACAAUGCAGGGCAUUCCAUGAUCACCUUGGUGCGAUUCCGGACCAGCACCUUCAUGAUGAAUUUGUCAAUAUAGUGUUCUUUUGUUCAAAGUCUGCAUCGCCGUUGGCGUUCCGCCCCUCGGUGGAGGGAGACUAUCUUCACUCUUACUUGCGCCGCCAUGUCCUGUCAGACCUAGAACGAAGAGAACUUCCAAUCUCCAUAGUUAGGAAUGCCAGCGUGUGGUCUGAAGAAGCGGAAGAAGUGUUCUUACUUACAGACAAAAACAACAAACUAAAUGAAUGGCAGCGUGCCGAUGCAGCGGAACAUUGGAGAAUAAUGAGGAAGGUAAUGCCAGAUAUCGUUUGGGAGACAUUUUGAUAGAUACACGUCCACAUCUGCGAAGGGACGAACAGUCAUGUAUGUAGCUACGUACUAUCAGCGGAGACGUGGCUACACAUUGCUAUCUCAUCUCUAAAACACCCAAGCAAGCGCCCAGACUCAAGUCAG
This is a messenger RNA of Pisolithus orientalis, 1895 nucleotides long. RefSeq lists its product as uncharacterized. The transcript is spliced from 10 exons. The coding region runs from base 87 to 1766 and encodes 559 amino acids. NCBI's taxonomy places the organism in Eukaryota, Fungi, Basidiomycota, Agaricomycetes, Boletales, Pisolithaceae. The record is from RefSeq and is a predicted model, not a curated record.